CGGCUACAUAUCAACUUCAGACAACGUGCACAAACAACACUUUUAAGGGGCAGUGCACAUCACCGACGAAAUAUACCUUCGUAUGACAGCCUGAGAGACGUCUAAUCCGAAGAUGAAUUCUUUCCAAACAUCUGAGCCUGAGAUACCAGACUAUUACACAGAUCUCGGAAUACCACAGCAAGCUAACUUUCAAGAAAUCAAGACAGCUUUUCGAAACUUAGCGAGAAAGCAUCAUCCUGACAAGAAAGCCCCCGGCCAAUCUAUUGAUGCUCAUGAUUUCCGCAAGGUCCGGGAAGCCUAUGAAUACUUGAUAGACGAUAAUAAGCGGCAAAUUUACGAUGUGGACUACUCGAAUGUACGGGAAAAGUGGGCAAGAUACAGAACAUGGAGAGAAACUGAAGUUAGACGUGAAGAGACGAAACGAGCGGAGCAAGAACGUCAAGCCGCUAGAACACGAGCAGAAGAGCUGAGAAAGGCAGCAGAAGCUGAGCGAAUGCGCAAGAUAGACGAGGCAAUAAGAGCAGCAAUAGAAAGAGAAAAACGCGAGGUUAUGAGAAAAGAGAGGGCAAGGCAGGCUGAAGAGCGUUCUCGUGAGACCGCACGCCGAGCCCGCGAACAACAGGAACAGGCGGCCAAAGAACGGCUCCGGAGGCAGAAAGAAACAGAAGCAGAGAGAAGAUCAGAAGAAGCAGCAAGAAAGGCAAGGGUCGAGCGGGAACAGGCAGCACAGGAACGACUGAAGGCUAUCUUGAUUGUGGAAAAGCAGGAAGCUUCCCGCCAAAGAUGGGCUAAGAUGCGUGAGGCGGCAGAUCAAAGAGAAGCAGCGAAGCGGCAACAAGAUCAGCAUAGCCAGCCUAGGCCUGCACAGCAGGGCGAGCAGGUCCAUCCUCAAUAUACCUGGAGAGAAAGAAUGGUUGCGAAAGAACAGCAGGGGAUGUCUCCAAAGCCCACAUCCGCGAAGUGUCAACCGGAAAGGACCCCGCGAUUUGCACCUCAAACAUCUGAUACUAAAUGGAAUUUCCAGCCAAACUGGAGAAACAGAGCUACUCCUAGAUCCCAGGUAGAGGACCCCUCGAAAGCUGUGCCUUUACAGCCUCCCAGAAGUACUACCUAUCGACCUAGUUGGCGAGAGAGAGAAGCAGCUAAGAAAUUCCAAUCUAGUGGAGGAACGACGUAAACUUUGCCCUGAGUUUACGAAGGGUUAUUAUUACCAAUUUGCAUCGGAUCGAAUUUUCUUAAAUAAAGUUUAUUAUAAAAAACGAAGGAAAUUUUAAGCUUUUAAUUAAAUGUAAC
Daldinia caldariorum is the source of this 1293-nucleotide messenger RNA. RefSeq names its product DnaJ-domain-containing protein. Gene Ontology annotation, cellular component: cytoplasm. Lineage: Eukaryota; Fungi; Ascomycota; Sordariomycetes; Xylariales; Hypoxylaceae. Gene Ontology annotation, biological process: protein refolding. The transcript is spliced from 2 exons. The record is from RefSeq and is a predicted model, not a curated record. The coding region runs from base 113 to 1177 and encodes 354 amino acids.